This is a messenger RNA of Empidonax traillii (willow flycatcher), 5755 nucleotides long. RefSeq names its product disco interacting protein 2 homolog B (gene DIP2B). Bases 1 to 4725 code for a protein of 1574 amino acids. NCBI's taxonomy places the organism in Eukaryota, Metazoa, Chordata, Aves, Passeriformes, Tyrannidae. The transcript has 38 exons. The record is from RefSeq and is a predicted model, not a curated record.
AUGGCGGAGCCCGCGCCCGCGGGCGUCUCCUCGCUGCCCCGCGAGGUCCGCGAGCAGCUGGCCGAGCUGGAGCUGGAGCUCUCGGAAGGGGACAUCACCCAGAAGGGGUAUGAGAAGAAGAGGGCAAAGCUGCUGGCUCCAUAUGUCCCACAAACCCAAGGGGCUGACCCGGCGUUACAGAAGGAACCCAGACCUCAGAUGCCCGCUCCAUCUGCAGCUCCAGCCUCAGCACCCUCCUCCUCCUCCUCCUCCUCCAAAUUCCACCGCGCCCGCUCCGGGGGAGCCCGGGAUGAACGAUACCGGUCCGAUAUCCACACGGAAGCGGUCCAGGCGGCGCUGGCCAAGCACAAGGAGCAGAAGAUGGCCCUACCCAUGCCCACCAAGCGACGCUCCACGUUCGUGCAGUCCCCAGCAGACGCCUGCACUCCCCCAGACACGUCUUCCGCCUCCGAGGACGAGGGCUCGCUCAGGCGCCAGGCUGCUCUCUCUGCUGCAUUGCACCAGAGCUUACAGAAUGCUGAGUCUUGGAUCAACCGAUCUGUUCAGGGGUCAUCCACAUCCUCAUCAGCAUCCUCUACACUUUCCCAUGGAGAAGGCAAAGGGACCAGUGGGUCACUAGCUGAUGUAUUUGCCAAUACUCGAAUAGAGAAUUUCUCAGUUCCCCCAGAUGUCACAGCAACUACCUCCACUCCCUCGGCGCGGCCGGCGGCGAUCGACCUCCCUCCCUCUGGAAUCGUCAAGGGGAUGCACAAGGGAUCCAACCGCUCCAGCCUCAUGGACACUGCUGAUGGUGUCCCUGUGAGCAGCAGAGUCUCCACGAAAAUCCAGCAGCUGCUUAACACCUUGAAAAGGCCCAAAAGACCGCCCCUGAAAGAGUUCUUUGUGGAUGAUUUUGAAGAGAUCGUGGAAGUUCCCCAGCCCGACCCCAACCAGCCCAAGCCCGAGGGCAGGCAGAUGACGCCGGUGAAGGGGGAGCCCCUGGGCGUGGUGUGCAACUGGCCCCCCGCCCUGGAAGCGGCUCUGCAGCGCUGGGGGACCACCCAGGCCAAGUGUCCCUGCCUGACAGCCCUGGACGUGACAGGGAAGCCCGUUUAUACCCUCACAUACGGCAAACUGUGGAGCAGGAGUCUCAAGCUGGCCUACACCCUGCUCAAUAAACUGGGGACCAAAAAUGAGCCUGUGUUAAAACCUGGAGACAGGGUGGCCCUUGUCUAUCCCAACAACGACCCUGUGAUGUUCAUGGUGGCAUUUUAUGGCUGUCUCCUGGCAGAAGUGAUCCCAGUGCCUAUAGAGGUACCUCUUACCAGAAAGGAUGCUGGUGGGCAGCAGAUUGGCUUCCUGCUGGGGAGCUGUGGCAUUGCUCUGGCCCUCACCACCGAAGUGUGUCUGAAAGGGCUUCCAAAAACCCAGAACGGAGAAAUUGUGCAGUUUAAAGGUUGGCCCAGGCUCAAAUGGGUUGUGACAGAUUCAAAAUAUCUCUCCAAAUCUCCCAAGGACUGGCAGCCCAACAUCUCAGCAGCAGGAACUGAGCCAGCAUAUAUUGAGUACAAGACCAGCAAGGAGGGCAGUGUCAUGGGGGUCACGGUGUCUCGGGUGGCCAUGCUGGCCCACUGCCAAGCCUUGUCUCAGGCCUGCAACUACUCUGAAGGUGAAACGAUAGUGAACGUGCUGGACUUCAAGAAGGAUGCAGGGUUGUGGCACGGCAUUCUCACGAAUGUAAUGAACAAGCUGCACACCAUCAGCGUGCCCUACUCUGUGAUGAAAACCUGCCCUCUCUCCUGGGUGCAGAGGGUUCAUGCCCACAAAGCAAAAGUGGCUUUGGUGAAGUGUCGAGACUUGCACUGGGCCAUGAUGGCCCAUCGAGACCAAAGAGACGUGAGUCUGAGCUCCCUGAGGAUGCUGAUCGUCACUGAUGGUGCAAACCCCUGGUCUGUCUCCUCCUGUGAUGCCUUCCUGAGCUUGUUCCAGAGCCACGGGCUCAAACCAGAGGCGAUUUGUCCCUGUGCCACCUCCCCUGAAGCGAUGACCAUCGCCAUCCGGAGGCCUGGAGUCCCCGGGGCCCCUUUGCCAGGCAGAGCCAUCCUGUCCAUGAACGGGCUGAGCUUCGGGGUGAUUCGGGUCAACACUGAAGAUAAAAACUCUGCCCUCACCGUCCAGGACGUUGGCCACGUGAUGCCAGGAGGCAUGAUGUGCAUCGUGAAACCCGAUGGGCCACCCCAGCUCUGUAAAACAGACGAGAUUGGUGAGAUCUGUGUGAGCUCCCGAGCAGGAGGGAUGAUGUAUUAUGGGCUGGCAGGGGUGACAAAGAACACUUUCGAGGUGAUCCCUGUGAACUCCUCAGGCUCUCCGGUGGGGGAAGUGCCCUUCGUCCGCUCCGGCUUGCUGGGAUUCGUGGGCCCUGGCAGUUUGGUGUUCGUGGUCGGGAAGAUGGACGGGCUGCUGAUGGUGAGCGGGCGCCGGCACAACGCCGACGACAUCGUGGCCACGGGCCUGGCCGUGGAGUCCAUCAAAACAGUUUACAGAGGAAGGAUCGCCGUGUUCUCCGUGUCCGUGUUCUACGACGAGAGGAUCGUGGUGGUGGCGGAGCAGAGGCCGGACGCGUCCGAGGAGGACAGCUUCCAGUGGAUGAGCAGGGUGCUGCAGGCCAUUGACAGCAUUCACCAAGUGGGUGUGUACUGCCUCGCUCUCGUGCCAGCCAACACGUUGCCAAAAACUCCGCUGGGGGGGAUCCACAUCUCACAAACCAAACAGCACUUUCUGGAGGGCUCCCUGCACCCCUGCAACAUCCUCAUGUGCCCACACACCUGUGUGACAAACUUGCCAAAGCCCAGGCAGAAACAGCCAGGCGUGGGCCCUGCCUCUGUGAUGGUGGGGAACCUGGUUGCUGGGAAGCGCAUCGCUCAGGCCCAGGGCAGAGAUCUGGGCCAACUGGAAGACAACGAUUUGGUCAAAAAGCACCAGUUCCUGACAGAGGUGUUGCAGUGGAGAGCUCAAGCCACUCCUGACCACCCGCUCUUCCUUCUCCUGAAUGCCAAGGGAACCACUGUGUGCACGGCCACCUGCCUUCAGCUGCACAAGAAGGCCGAGAGAAUCGCGUCAGUGCUGUGUGACAAAGGGCAUCUCAAUGCAGGAGACAACGUGGUGCUUCUUUAUCCUCCUGGCAUUGAGCUCAUCACAGCCUUCUAUGGCUGCCUGUACGCCGGCUGUGUGCCCGUCACCGUGCGCCCGCCCCACGCCCAGAGCCUCACCGCGACCCUGCCCACCGUGAGGAUGAUCGUGGAGGUCAGCAAAGCCGCCUGUAUCCUCACAACCCAGACCCUGAUGAGGCUGCUCAAGUCCAGGGAGGCAGCUGGAGCUGUGGAUGUGAAAACCUGGCCAACCAUCAUCGACACAGAUGACUUGCCCAGGAAGCGACUGGCCCAGAUCUAUAAGCCACCCACGCCUGAAAUGUUGGCAUAUCUAGAUUUUAGUGUCUCCACGACGGGCAUGCUCACAGGAGUGAAGAUGUCCCACGCCGCCGUCAGCGGCCUGUGCAGGGCCAUCAAGCUGCAGUGUGAGCUCUACUCCUCCCGGCAGAUUGCCAUCUGCCUGGACCCCUACUGCGGGCUGGGGUUCGUGCUCUGGUGCCUUUGCAGCGUGUAUUCUGGACACCAGUCAGUUUUAAUUCCUCCUAUGGAGCUGGAAUCCAACCUUUUUCUCUGGUUAUCUACUGUCAGCCAGUAUAAAAUAAGGGACACUUUCUGUUCCUAUUCAGUCAUGGAACUGUGCACAAAGGGACUUGGAAACCAAGUUGAAAUGCUGAAGGCCCGGGGCAUCAACCUGUCGUGUGUGAGGACGUGUGUGGUGGUGGCAGAGGAGCGGCCCAGGGUGUCCCUCACCCAGUCCUUCUCCAAGCUCUUCAAGGACAUUGGGCUCUCGUCCCGCGCCGUCAGCACCACCUUCGGCUCCCGGGUCAACGUGGCCAUCUGUUUACAGGGGACGUCUGGGCCCGAUCCCACCACGGUGUACGUGGACCUGAAAUCCUUGAGGCAUGACAGAGUCCGUCUGGUGGAACGAGGAGCUCCCCAGAGCCUGUUGCUUUCCGAGUCUGGGAAGAUCCUGCCCGGAGUCAAAGUGGUCAUUGUCAACCCGGAGACAAAAGGGCCUCUGGGAGAUUCCCACCUUGGGGAGAUUUGGGUGAACAGCCCCCACACGGCCAGCGGCUACUACACCAUCUACGACAACGAGACCCUGCAGGCCGACCACUUCAACACCCGCCUGAGCUUCGGGGACGCGGCGCAGACGCUCUGGGCCCGCACCGGCUACCUGGGAUUCGUGCGGCGCACCGAGCUCACGGCGGCCAGCGGAGAGCGCCACGAUGCCCUGUACGUCGUGGGAGCCCUGGACGAGACUCUGGAGCUGCGGGGGCUGCGGUACCACCCCAUCGACAUCGAGACCUCGGUGUCCCGGACCCACAGGAGCAUUGCUGAAUGUGCCGUGUUCACCUGGACCAACCUGCUGGUGGUGGUGGUGGAGCUGUGUGGCUGCGAGCAGGAGGCCCUGGAUUUAGUCCCUCUGGUGACCAACGUGGUGCUGGAAGAGCAUUACCUGAUCGUGGGAGUGGUGGUGGUGGUGGAUCCCGGGGUGAUUCCCAUCAAUUCCCGAGGCGAGAAGCAGCGGAUGCACCUCCGGGACAGUUUCCUGGCGGAUCAGCUGGACCCCAUUUACGUGGCCUACAACAUGUGAUGGGAGGAGCUGCAGGACCACCAGAAGGACCCAGGGCGGUGAUGGAAGCAGAGCUGGUGAAAUUACUAAUACUUGACCUUGCAGUUUGACCUUGCUGCCACAUUCCCUCCCUCCCUGCCCCUGGAGGGGUCCCGGUGGAGCGGAGGGAAUUUGGGAAGCAACUGGCAAACCUUUGUAACAGUUUACUGAACCAUGAGCUUUAGAGAAAUGCAAAGUGGAAAAGUGUGUGAGCUACAAAACCCCCAAGGCCUUUACACGUAGUGUUACUUUUUCACCCGUUGUACAUAUUUGUAUUUUUAUCUAAUCCUGGGGUAGGAUUCUAUAAGGGGGAGGGUUUAUUUAGUUAAGAUAAUAAACUAUUAAGAAAAGGGUCAUCAGAGUUCUGCAGUUCCCUACUCCAUGAUUGCAUCUGGAGCUGUUCAUCCCGUGGGAUCACACAGCUUGUUGACAAUUUGUGCCAUGACCAAAUCAAUAACUUGCGGAAUCGAAGAGUUACUUAUUCAUAUAGAGAUUUCUGGAAUUUAAAAAAAAAAAAAAAAAAAGAAAAAAAAAAGAAUUUUGCCUAUAUUUUAAAUAUGUAAAUAUUAUUAUACAUAAUUCACUUAGGUAGCAAAUUAACUUGGCUUAUGAGGACAGCUGGAGGUUGAUGUUUUUAAGGACGGGUGACUUUUGUGGUCCUCAGCAUCCUGGUGUUGGCUCAGACACAAUGUGAGAUGCUCCCACCUUCCACAGGUUUCUGAUUUCAUUUGUCUCUUCACCCUGGCCAGAAGUGUGUCAGAGCACGUAGAACCUUUGGAUAUUAAGGCACAUCUUUCUCCAAGAGGCUGAAUUUAACCUGGAACUGGGGAGAAACGGCAAUGCAGGUCCCGAAUCCCGAACUGGAAUGGUGCAGCCUCGGCCUCAUCCUCUGGCUCUGGGUGUGGGAAGGAAAAAAACAUUCCUUGGGUGGACACAGACACACAGGGGACUGCCCUGCUUGUGCCACCCAGUCAUGACUCCUUCCAUCCCCAGGAAAUACUGUAAAUAGGCU